AUGAGCACAUCUCCCACAGUGGUAAAUGCUAUGACGGACCCAGUAACAGAAAUCGACGGAGAAACAAACAGUGAAAUCACAGCAGAGGUCCCUUCUGGUACGUCCAGUGGAGAUAAAACUACUGGUUUAUUGUUUGCAGCUGAAACCACAAGUGCUAGUAUUGAUGCAGAAACUACUGCUACAACCAAUGCAGCCGGAACCACAAGUGCUACCUCUGAAGCUGCAACUAGAGGAACAUCUAUUGCACUGGACACCACUAGUACCAGUACAAGUACUAGUUUUGAUGCAGAAACGGCUGGAACAAGAACUGCCGCUGAAACCACUGGUUCUACCACUGGAGCUACGACUGCUGGUGCAUCCGUUGCAUUGGACAUUUCUAGUAUUGGUCCUGAAACAACUGGUACUACCAUUGCUUCCGAAACAACUAGCACUACCACUAGAACUACCACUAUGGGGACAUCCGUUGCAUCAGACACCACUACUACUAGUAUUGCUGCAGAAACUACUGGUACAGCCAGUGCAGCCUCAAGUACAACCACAAGAGCUGAAACUUCUGGUACACCCCUUACAGUAGACACCACUAGUACCAGUAUUGCUACAGAAACUACUGGAACAACCACUGCAGCUGAAACCACAAGUCUUACCACAAGAGCUGAAACUACUGGUACAUCGCAUGAAUUAGACACCACUAGUACGAGUUCUGAUGCAGAAACCACUGGUUAUGCUAUUGCAUCUGAAACAACAAGUUCUUCAAGAAAAACUGAAACUACUAGUACAUCCCAUGCAGUUGACAACGAUAGUACUAUUAUGGAUGCAGAAACAACUGGAACAACCACUGCGGCUGAAACCACAAGUCCUACCAGUGGAGCUGCAACUCCUGGUACAUCCCAUGCAAGAUACACCGCUAGUACAAGUACUGAUGCAGAAACAACCAAAACAAUCACAGCAGCUGAAACCACAAGUACUACCACAAGAGCUGUAACCACUGGUACGUCCAUUGCAGUAGACAUCACUAGUACUACUAUUGAUGCAGAAAUAAUUGGAACAACCACUGCAGGUGAAACCACAAGUUCCACAAGUGGGGCUGCAACUUCUGGUACAUCCCAUGCAGUAGACCCAACAAGUAUGAGUACUGAUUCAGAAACAACGGGUACAACUGCUGCAGUUAAAACCACAAGUACUACCAUAAAAACUCCAACAUCUGGUACAUCCUUAGCAGUGGACUCCAGUAGAACUACUGUUGAUGCAGAAACAACUGGAACAACCAAUGCAGCUGAAACCACAAGUGCUAACAAUGGAGUUGCAACUUCUGGUACAUCCAGUACAGUAGACAACACCAGUGCAAGUAAUGACGCAAAAACAACUGGUACAACAACUGCAGCUGAAACCACAAGUACUACCACUAGAGCUGCAACUUCUGGUACAUCCUUAGCAGUAGACACCACUGGUACGAGUACUGAUGCAGAAACAACUGGUACAACAACUGCAGCUGAAACCACAAGUCCCACCAGUGGAGCUGUAACCUCUGGUACAUCUCAUGCAGUAGACACCACUAGUGCUACUAUUGAUGCAGAAACAACUGGUACAAGAACUGCAGCUGAAACCACAAGUCCCACCAGUGGAGCUGUAACUUCUGGUACAUCCCAUGCAGUAGGCACCACUAGUGCUGCUAUUGAUGCAGAAACAACUGGUACAACAAAUGCAGCUGAAACCACAAGUCCUACCAGUGGAUCUGCAACUUCUGGUACAUCCUUAGCAGUAGACACCACUGGUACGAGUACUGAUGCAGAAACAACUGGUACAACAAAUGCAGCUGAAACCACAAGUCCUACCAGUGGAUCUGCAACUUCUGGUACAUCUCAUGAAGUAGACACCGCUAAAGCGAGUACUGAUGCAGAAACAACGGGUACAACAACUGCAGCUGAAACCACAAGUCCUACCAGUGGACCUGGAACUUCUGGUACAUCCCAUGCAGUAGACACCACUAGUACGAGUACUGAUACAGAAACAACAGGUAGAACAACUGCAGGUGAAACCACAAGUCCUACCAGUGGAGCUGCAACUUCUGGUACAUCCCAUGCAGUAGACACCACUAGUACGGGUACUGAUGCAGAAACAAGUGGUACAACAACUGCAGCUGAAACCACAAGUCCUACCAGUGGAUCUGCAACUUCUGGUACAUCCCAUGAAAUAGACACCACUAAAGCUAGUACUGAUGCAGAAACAACGGGUACAACAACUGCAGCUGAAACCACAAGGACUACAAAAAGAGGUGAAACUACUGGCACAUCCAUUGAAGUAGAUACCGCUAGUACAAUUAUGGAUGCAGAAACAAUUGGUACAACAUCUGCAGCUGAAACCAAAAGUCCUACCAGUGGAGCUGGAACUUCUGGUACAUCCCAUGCAGAAGACACCACUAGUGCGAGCACUGAUGCAGCAACAACUGGUACAACAUCUGCAGCUGAAACCACAAGUCCUACCAGUGGAUAUGCAACUUCUGGUACAUCCCAUGAAAUAGACACCACUAAAGCGAGUACUGAUGCAGAAACAACGGGUACAACAGCUGCAGGUGAAACCACAAGGACUACAAAAAGAGGUGAAACUACUGGCACAUCCAUUGCAGUAGAUACCGCUAGUACAAUUAUGGAUGAAGAAACAACUGGUACUACAACUGCAGCUGAAACCACAAGUCCCACCAGUGGAGCUACAACUUCUGGUACAUCCCAAGCAGUAGACACCACUAGUGCGAGUACUGAUGCAGAAACAACUGGUGCAACAACUGCAGCUGAAACCACAAGUCCCACCAGUGGAGCUGCAACUUCUGGUACAUCCCAUGCAGUAGACACCACUAGUGCGGGUACUGAUGCAGAAACAACUGGUACAACAACUGCAGCUGAAACCACAAGUCCUACCAGUGGAUCUGCAACUUCUGGUACAUCCCAUGAAAUAGACACCACUAAAGCGAGUACUGNCUGCAGCUGA
Messenger RNA from Lingula anatina, 2982 nucleotides. Its product is annotated as mucin-5AC-like. The record is from RefSeq and is a predicted model, not a curated record. NCBI's taxonomy places the organism in Eukaryota, Metazoa, Brachiopoda, Lingulata, Lingulida, Lingulidae.